UUGCUAUCGAACUUCAGCUUCGACGUGACACAAUUUUUAUCGAUACCAACACAGAAAUGUUUCCUAUCGCCAUCAUUCUCUGCAUCAGUUUAGGAGGAUUUUCCAUAGUAAAAGGAAAUGAACAACAACUUCCUGAUAAUGGACGACUGGCUGUUGGUGGAUGUUUGAAUGCAAAUUUCCCCAAAUACGAUGAAAAUCAAAUACACAUAGAAGGAGUAGAGGAUUACCUAUUUGUUCUUUGUGAUGCAACGCCGAAUGAUCCUUUUUAUUUUGAAAAACAACUGGAUGGAAUUAAGAAGAAACCUGACCAAGCAUACGAUGAUCUAAAAUCAUGUCUGAAUAACCAUUACGAGUCCAAUGACCCAAAUGCUGCAUUUAAAACAAGCGAGAUCGAUAGGCCAAUUGAGGAGAUAAAGAGAACAGAGACGAAUAAGUCAAAUAAACAAACCGACGAACUAAUCAACAGAUACAAGCAAUUCGCAAUCACUACUAUGAAAGAAAAAGCUAAUGAAUUCCACGAAAUAACGCAAAUAGUGCUUGGUCUUUGCGGAGAACACGAAUGGGUGAGAUAUAAAGAUUUAGAUCAGGUGAAUCAACCAAAAGCCUACAAUUGCUUACGAGAUUGCGCAGUAAGAUUAUUCAACAUAUUCGAACGACUCAUUCAAGAAAUCCAAACCAAACAUAAAAAUUUUCAAGAGCAGCAAACCAAAAACGGCGGGUCUCAGGGAAAUGAAAAACAAAUACUUGAUCAAGAAAACAUUAGCCAAAAUUCUGACCACGUUGACGGUAAAGUUCAAAACGAAGAUGCUGAAAAUCAGAAGGAAAAAGAUAGCGAACUUGAAAAUAAAAAGGAAGCUGGAACAAGUGAAAAUCCAACUGAAUCACGUGACGAGCAAAGUGAAAAAGGAGAACAAAAUACAAUGAAACAAUGGUUUGCCCAACUUGAGAAUUUGCUUUUUGAUACCUCUCGCUACGAGUAUGCAAAAGGAAUUGAUAAUUACGUAAAUAGUAUGUACCUAUCUACAUUCAAAUUUAGUUAUGUAAAUCAAAUAGAAUUUCCUCAAUUAAAUGUACAAAAUUACUAA
This is a messenger RNA of Planococcus citri (citrus mealybug), 1085 nucleotides long. RefSeq lists its product as uncharacterized. The transcript is spliced from 12 exons. NCBI's taxonomy places the organism in Eukaryota, Metazoa, Arthropoda, Insecta, Hemiptera, Pseudococcidae. The coding region runs from base 57 to 1085 and encodes 342 amino acids. The record is from RefSeq and is a predicted model, not a curated record.